This is a messenger RNA of Nomascus leucogenys (northern white-cheeked gibbon), 1029 nucleotides long. Its product is annotated as trace amine-associated receptor 4-like. The record is from RefSeq and is a predicted model, not a curated record. Gene Ontology annotation, molecular function: G protein-coupled serotonin receptor activity; 2-phenylethylamine receptor activity; trace-amine receptor activity. Gene Ontology annotation, cellular component: plasma membrane. Gene Ontology annotation, biological process: chemosensory behavior; regulation of appetite; G protein-coupled receptor signaling pathway. Lineage: Eukaryota; Metazoa; Chordata; Mammalia; Primates; Hylobatidae.
AUGAAUUUGCCUGACCCUCAGAACCUCCCAACAGUACAAUUUUGCUUUAGUUCAGUUAACAAUUCGUGCCCUAGAAAUGUGAGGCCAGUGCUGAGUGUCUGGGCCAUGUACCUGGUCAUGAUCGGGACUAUAGUGAUGACUAUGCUGGACAACAUGAUCGUAAUGAUUUCCAUGCUUCACUCCCCGACCAACUUCUUGAUCCUCUCCAUGGCCAUCACUGACUUUUUGCUGAGCUGUGUGGUCACGCCCUUCAGUAUGAUCAGAUCCAUCGAGUCCUGUUGGUAUUUUGGAGACCUCUUUUGCAAAGUCCACAGCUGCUGCAACAUCAUGCUCUGCACCACCUCCAUUUUUCACCUCUGCUUCAUCUCAGUUGACCGUUACUAUGCUGUUUGUGACCCAUUGCAAUACGUCACCAGAAUUACCAACCCUGUCAUAGAACUCUUUCUACUCAUCCGUUGGUCCAUUUCCAUCCUUUUUGCCUUUGGCCUGGUAUUCUCGAAACUAAACAUAAUUGGUGCAGAAGAGUUUGUUGCAGCCAUUGAUUGCACAGGUUUGUGUGUGUUAAUAUUUAAUAAGCUCUGGGGGGUACUGGCCUCCUUUAUAGCUUUCUUUCUCCCUGGGACAAUCAUGGUGGGAAUUUAUAUACACAUUUUUACAGUAGCCAGGAAGCAUGCUAAGCAAAUCUGCACAGGUUCUAGGACUAAACAGGCUGGGUCAGAAAGCAAAAAAAAGGCAUCCUCUAAAACAGAAAGCAAGGCCACCAGGACCUUAGGCAUAGUCACGGGAGUGUUUGUCUUGUGCUGGCUGCCAUUCUUUGUAUUGACGAUCACAGAUCCUUUCAUUAAUUUUACAGCCCCUGAAGAUCUGUACAAUGUCUUCCUCUGGCUAGGCUAUUUCAACUCUGCUUUCAAUCCCAUUUUAUAUGGCAUGUUUUACCCUUGGUUUCGCAAGGCAUUGAGGAUGAUUGUCACAGGCAAGAUCUUCCACCCUGACUCUUCCACCCUAAGCUUGUUUCCUGCCCAUGCUUAG